AUGGUAUCUCUUUAUUCCCUUGACAUAAAUGAUUUCCCUAACAUCUAUUUAGGUCGCGAUGGAGUCCCCCCAGAACGGCAAUUCUGGGAAGUUCCUAACGCGACGCAUGAAUCUCCCUUCCCUCGACUCUCUCGACCUGUCGAACUCCUUCGCCCGUCCUACGAUGUGGUAGUCAUCGGAUCUGGCUACGGUGGUGGCGUCGCUGCUAGCCGCAUGGCUCGAGGUCGCCAAUCUGUCUGCAUCCUUGAGAUGGGGCGGGAGAAAUGGCCUGGUGAAUUCCCCGAGAGUUUAGACGACGCGAUCAAAGAGGUGCAUGUCAGCGGAGAGCUUGCACCGGGCGAUCGGAGAGGCAAAGAGGGUAAACAAGUGGAUAGGGGAAAUCCAAUUGGGCUGUAUCACAUGGUAGUCGGCGAUGGACAGAAUGCAUAUGUUGGGAAUGGGUUGGGAGGAACCAGUCUGUUGAACGCCAACGUGUUUUUAGAGGCGACGCCGAAGGUCCUAGAGAUGGAAAUUUGGCCCGAAGAAUUAAGAGGAAGUCCAGAGUGGGAGAAGUAUUACGAUCGUGCUCGCUCUGUUUUACAACCGGCCGAGUACCCGCAAAACUUCCCAUCUCUACCCAAAUUGAGUCUCCUAGAACGCCAAGCUCGCCUCAUGGGGUGGGAGAAGUCCUUCUACCGCGUGCCACAGACGACCAGGUUUGAAGAUGGUCCAAACUCUACUGGCGUUUUCAUGAAGAAGUCGACUCUCACUGGGAUGGACGCAACAGGUAUCAAUGACGGCUCCAAAAUCACGACUCUGGUCACGUACGUCGCCGAUGCCUGGAACUGGGGGGCCGAGAUAUUCUGCGAGUGUGAGGUAAGGUACAUUGAGAAGGCCAAGGACCGAGAAGGAUGGAUAGUCUGGUUUGCUUGGCAUGGUGGAAAGAGAAGUGCCUUCGGAGAGAUGAUGUAUGAGGACUUGAUGUGGGUGCACGCCAAAGAAUUUGUCUUCCUGGGGGCAGGGAGUUUGGGGAGCACUGAGAUCUUGCUGAGGAGUAAGCAAAUGGGGCUGGAUAUGAGUGAAGAUGUGGGGACAGAGAUGAGCGGCAAUGGAGAUAUGCUAGCCUUUGGGUACAACACAGAUUUCGAAGCGAACGCUCUGGGAAGUCCCUACCCACCCCCCGACAAUCCAACCGGCCCAUGUAUCACAGGAGUGAUCGACCUGAGAGAUACGCAGAACCCACUCGAAGGGUUUGUGAUUGAAGAUGCGUCUGUCCCUUGGGCCAUCGCGCCUUUCAUGUUCACUGCUUGGGAACACCUUCCUGGACAAAUCCGGGGCACUUCUGCAGGCAUAUAUGAUACUCUGGUGAAAACGGCAGCCCGCCUGGGAAGCAAAUUCCUGGGGCCGCUGUACAGGGGCGGCAGCGUCCAGAAGACGGCGGUGUACCUGAUCAUGUCCCACGACAGUAAUCAAGGAAGCUUGACGCUCAAGAAAGAUAAACCAAUCUUGAGAUACUCUGGCGUUGGGAGGUCCGACUCUGUGAAUCGAAUCCACAAGUACCUGCAACGUGCUACCGACUCUGUGGGUGGGACAUGGAUUCCAAACCCGGCAUAUUCGCUUCUUGGACAACAAGAAAUUACUGUUCAUCCAAUUGGCGGUGCUCGCAUGAGCAAAGAUGAGACAGGUGCCUCUGGGGUUGUUAACCACCUGGGAGAGGUAUUCAAGGGCAAUGGCAGUGAAGUGUAUGAUGGACUUGUCGUUUGCGACAGCUCUGUCAUCCCAGCUGCUGUUGGAGUGAACCCCUUUGCAACAAUCACGGCCUUGGCUGAGCGGUCAGUCGAACUUGUUGCGAAGAAGAAGGGUAUCGCAAUUGAUUAUGAGACGAGAAACAGACUCCUCGACAAAUUUGACGAGCCUCAGUUUCCACUUGAAAGGGAUCUGUCGAUAGAAGCUGUCGAGGAGACGAUUGCCCAGGCGUCUGAUCGUCAAUCCGCGGGAAUUGGAUUUACUGAGAUCAUGGCUGGGUACAUCCAUACUGGCGAAAACAUUGAGGACUUUGAAAUUGCGACACGGGCGGCCAAGGGUAGAUGCGAGUCAGCGAGAUUCUUCUUGAGCGUCAAAACAUGGGAUAUUGAAAACCUCGUCAACAGCACCCUUCACGCUGGUGUUCUCACCGGAACAUUCUGUUGUCCUACACUUGGCGGACCAUUCAUGGUCCAUCGAGGCCGUUUCCAGCUCAUGAGCCAAGAUCCCGGUCGGCCUGACACGCUGAACUUCAUCUACGACUUUGACAUGGUUUCGCCGUCUGGAAAGAUGCUUCAUUUCCACGCCUACAAGGUAGUCAGUACCUCCGUGUCCUUCUCGCCUCUCUCAUUGUGGGGUGCGACUACGACAUUGUACAGCACUAUCACCGACCCGAGCAACAAUGACAAGGUCGUCGGCCGGGGCACUUUGUACAUCUACCCAAAAGACUUUGCAUCUGAGAUUCAAACCCUGGAACCAAGCGCCCCGACCCUCUUUGGCCGGGCCAGAUCGGCCGUCUCAUUUUUGAGCUACUUCACCAAACAAGCUAGCAGUCUCUUCUUCUCCCCCCUAUCGCCUAUGGAGUAUCCCACUCCUCACACAUUUUCAUUCAAGCCGACACCCAUCUCUCAAACAGUGCAGGUAAAGGCCUCAGAUGGAGUCACAUCCACGCUCUGCAUGUGGAACCCCAAAGGUAAGAGAACGGAGGAUUACGCGCCUGUAAUCCUUUUCAUCCCUGGAGCAUCUGUGGACCACCAGAUCUUUGCACUGCCUACAAUCGAGAAGAAUGCAAUCCAGUGGUUCACGGAGAAAGGGUAUCGGUGCUACUGCGUGACGCACAGAGUCGGGAGAACAGUAGUUGCUCGCGAGGGACACACCACUUAUGACGCGAGACUGGACAUCCUUGCGGCGCUGAAUAGCAUUCGAUCGAAAUCGCCUGCAGCUAUGUCCUCUCUCCCUACUCAGAAGAUCUAUGUCAUUGCGCACUGCGCGGGCUCGGUUGCUCUCUCAUCAGGUCUGUUAGACGGCACGAUACCCUCUGAUUGGCUUGCGGGAAUCACUGCCUCUAACGUCUUCAUGAACCCUCGAUUCGCCAAGGUGAACUACCUGAAGAGUAUUCUGCCCAUUGGAGCGGAUGACAUCUAUGAAAAGGUUGUGGGGAGUUGGUUUGACUGCUCAUCUGGACCCCGUGAUGGACUCACUCAAAAGGCUUUGAAUCAACUUCUAAGAUUCUACCCCGUGGGCGAAGCAGAUGAGAUCUGUAAGAGCGUCGUGUGCCACAGGAGCUCUCUUGUAUUUGGGAGACUCUGGUCCCAUCCCAAGCUCAACGCUGCCACUCACGCGAACCUCCACCAAUUCCUUGGUGGGACAACCAUGCGGUCUCUUGGUCACUUGAUGGAAAUGGGCCAAGCUGACACCGUCAUGACAAACGCUCCUGCGUUGGUCAACCUAGUAACACCAGAAAAUGUUGCGAGGCUCAAGGGCAUUCCCAUUCUGUUCUUCUCUGGCGAGAAGAACACUGUCUAUGCCCCCGAGGGCACGGACAUUAGCUACACUAUGUUGUGCAACGCUCAUGGGCGACAAUGGUAUGAGCGUGAAGUCUUCACAGGAAGGGGGCAUCUCGAUUGCUGGAUGGGUAGUGAUGCCUGGAAAGACGUCUACCCAAGAGUCGGCAGGCAUGUGCAAGCAGUGAUGAGUGGAGUCAAUCACAAGAAGCAAGUGAAGUAG
This is a messenger RNA of Ilyonectria robusta, 3729 nucleotides long. RefSeq lists its product as uncharacterized. NCBI's taxonomy places the organism in Eukaryota, Fungi, Ascomycota, Sordariomycetes, Hypocreales, Nectriaceae. Gene Ontology annotation, molecular function: flavin adenine dinucleotide binding; oxidoreductase activity, acting on CH-OH group of donors. The transcript has 8 exons. Bases 1 to 3729 code for a protein of 1242 amino acids. The record is from RefSeq and is a predicted model, not a curated record.